AUGCCAAAUUUAAGCCGAAAAGAAGAAUUAGAGCGUAAGAAGGCAAAACUUGCUGCGUUGCGAGAAGAACGACUUCAAAGAGAAGCUAUUAGAAGAAACGAAGAGCACUCGACCACGUUUCCAACUAUUUCUUCGUUGAACAACAUAGAUCCAGAACAAAUAUUGGGAGAUCUUAGUGUUAGAACAGAUGGAAAAGUGACUGCAAAACUGCUGGGAACGGAGUUAUCCAAGUCACUUAGCACACCUACAUUUUCAACAAAAAAGCCGGACCGACGUCCCUUGAAACUAAUAUUAUCUGAAAUUUACGAGUGUUCAAUCGAUCCACAGUAUGAUGAAAAGUAUUCAAAAGAAUCCCAGACGGUCUCGGAAGUACCAAAUGAAUCUCCGUCUUUGGCUACAGACACCUGGCCAGAAACGCCUUCUCUUGUUACCGGACGCAUUUCAAAGGGAUUAGUAAGCCUAGAGUGGGACGAUGAAAUAUUAGCAGGCGAUGAAGACGAUCCACUUACGGAACACGAGGUGCCUCCGAUUCCAAAUCAUCUAGAAGUUGACAAACAUGUUCGGAUACAGGACUUGCCAACACCAGCGCGUGGUCAGCCUAAAGAAUUAACUGGUGAAGAGAAGGAGGAAAUCGAGGCGUCUGAGGGUUUUCUGGAAUUCAUUACUCGGGCCUCGGCGCUUGUGGAGGAUGCUCUGGAAAUGGACGAUCGCGACAUCUUCUUUGAUUACAGCGGAGCCGACGAAGAGGAUGAAGUAGCCAAGGCCCAGCAAAUGUUGAUUGAAGAACGCGUCUUCUUCCACCUCGAUUGGACGCCUCGUCGCACCGUGACGGCUCUUGAUUGGUCCACCGUCCACCCAGAAGCCGUCCUCGCUGCCUAUUCGCAGCCAAUCAGAGAAGAAGAAUUUAUCUUGAGUCCUGUCAGCUCCUUCCCUCCGCCCGAUGGUGUCUGUCUGGUGUGGAAUUUGAAGGCGAAGAAAUGUGAGAGUGUGCUUACCUGCCAGACGCCAAUCACUACGGCCAUCUUUUCGGAUUUCCAUCCUAAUUUGAUUAUCGGCGGGACAUAUGUGGGACAAAUUGUCGUCUGGGACACUAGAGUUAAUCGACAAACUCCGGUUCAGCGAACCUCAUUCGCUGGUGGAUCAGGUCAUUGUGAACCAAUCAGAGAACUUGCUGUCACCGGCAGCCAAACUGCAAAUAACCUGGUCAGUGUGAGCGCGGACGGCCGCCUGUGCGCGUGGAGCCUCGACAUGUUUGCGACACCACUUCAGACGAUGGAAUUGGUCUACAAGCAGGCCAAGUCGGUCGCACCCACAUCUGUUGCUUUCGCGCACGACUUCGACGACGGCUUUCUUGUUGGCGCCCAGGAUGGAUGCGUCUACGGCGGUUGCAGAACUGGGAGUGAUCCAGGUGUAACCGAGCAGUAUGAAGGCCACAGUGCCCCUAUAACGACGAUUACAAUUCCGAAUGCCAACGACCCUCUCAAUGACACCUCCCUCUACCUAACCGCCUCGAUGGACUGCACCGUGAAGCUGUGGUCUAGGGGAAAACCCGAGCCAUUGGUGACUUUCGAUGACCGCAACGAGUACUACCUCGACUCGGAUUGGUCGCCCUACCAUCCGGCGCUAUUUGCAACCGUCGAUCUUGGCGGUCAUUUGGACAUUUGGAAUCUAAAUAUGAAUAGCGAGGUGCCAACAACAUCUACAGUUCUGAGUGAAAAUGCGAUACCGAAUUGUUGUAAAUUUGAGACGAAAGGGUCCCACAUCGCCGUGGGUGACGAUGGCGGUAAAGUGCGGGUUUUUACUAUUAACGAUAAAAUUGCGGCCGCGCGGCCAGAUGAAUGGACAACGUUUGAACGCCAAAUUCAACGUCUCAAACAAGCUGCAAUUGGCGAACAAAAUUCGGACACACUCAUGCGAGGUUUAGUCUAUUCAGACCUCUAA
Messenger RNA from Mesocestoides corti, 1941 nucleotides. The record is from the annotation of a GenBank genome assembly. Lineage: Eukaryota; Metazoa; Platyhelminthes; Cestoda; Cyclophyllidea; Mesocestoididae.